Neofelis nebulosa (Clouded leopard) is the source of this 3828-nucleotide messenger RNA. RefSeq lists its product as uncharacterized. The coding region runs from base 82 to 3615 and encodes 1177 amino acids. The transcript is spliced from 5 exons. The record is from RefSeq and is a predicted model, not a curated record. Lineage: Eukaryota; Metazoa; Chordata; Mammalia; Carnivora; Felidae.
GGAGAAGAGAAUCCAGUGUCAGUGAGUCCAGUGACACUGAAAGGCACUCAGGAGUCCCACAGACACAGGCAGGGUCCCCUCAUGGCCAGGCUGGAUCUCAACAUGGAGAGUCAGGAUCCACCCGGGAAGGAAGACAGGGAACUACUCACAGACAGGCAAGAGACACAACUACACAUACCCAGUCCACUCAUGGACAAGCCACCAGGUCAGAAUCCGGUAGGACUGGGAGAAGAGAAUCCAGUGUCAGUGAGUACAGUGACAGUGAAAGGCACUCAGGAGUCCCACAGACACAGGCAGGGUCCCCUCAUGGCCAUGCUGGAUCUCAACAUGGAGAGUCGGGAUCCACCCAGGAAGGAAGACAGACAACUACGCACAGACAGGCAAGAGACACCACUAGACACACCCAGUCUGGGCAUGGACAAGCCACCAGGUCAGAAUCCAGUAAGACUGGGAGAAGAGAAUCCAGUGUCAGUGAGUCCAGUGACACUGAAAGGCACUCAGGAGUCCCACAGACACAGGCAGGGUCACCUCAUAGCCAUGCUGGAAAUCAACAUGGAGAGUCGGGAUCCACCCAGGAAGGAAGACAGGGAACUACACACAGACAGGCAAGAGACACAACUACACAUACCCAGUCCACUCAUGGACAAGCCACCAGGUCAGAAUCCAGUAGGACUGGGAGAAGAGAAUCCAGUGUCAGUGAGUCCAGUGACACUGAAAGGCACUCAGGAGUCCCACAGACACAGGCAGGGUCCCCUCAUGGCCAGGCUGGAUCUCAACAUGGAGAGUCAGGAUCCACCCGGGAAGGAAGACAGGGAACUACACACAGACAGGCAAGAGACACAACUACACAUACCCAGUCCACUCAUGGACAAGCCACCAGGACAGAAUCCACUAGGGCCCGAAGAACGGGAUCUAGCAUCAGUGAGUCCAGUGACACGGAAACGCACUCAGGAGUCCCACAGACAAACAAAGGAUCCGCUCAUGGCCAUGCCAGAUCUCAACAUGGAGAGUUGGGAUCCACCCGGGAAGGAAGACAGGGAUCUACUCACAGACAGCAAGAAGACACCACUAGACAUGCACUGUCUGGUCAUGGACAGGCCACCAACUCAGAAUCCAGUAGGACUGGGAGAAGAGAAUCCAGUGUCAGUGAGUCCAGUGACACUGAAAGGCACUCAGGAGUCCCACAGACACAGGCAGGGUCCCCUCAUGGCCAUGCUGGAUCUCAACAUGGAGAGUCGGGAUCCACCCAGGAAGGAAGACAGACAACUACGCACAGACAGGCAAGAGACACCACUAGACACACCCAGUCUGGGCAUGGACAAGCCACCAGGUCACAAUCCAGUAGGACUGGGAGAAGAGAAUCCAGUGUCAGUGAGUCCAGUGACACUGAAAGGCAUUCAGGAGUCCCACAGUCACAGGCAGGGUCCCCUCAUGGCCAGGCUGGAUCUCAACAUGGAGAGUCGGGAUCCACCCGGGAAGGAAGACAGGGGACUACGCACAGACAGGCAAGAGACACAACUACACAUACCCAGUCCACUCAUGGACAAGCCACCAGGACAGAAUCCAGUAGGACAGGAAGAAAAGGAUCUAGGAGCAGUGAGUCCAGUGACAGGGGAAGGCCUUCAGGAGUCCCACAGACACAGGCAGGGUCCCCUCAUGGCCAUGCUGGAUCUCAACAUGGAGAGUUGGGAUCCACCCGGGAAGGAAGACCAGAAACUACUCACAGACAGCAAGGAGACACCACUAGACAAGCUCAUUCUGGUCUUGGACAGGCCACCAGGACAGAAUCUAGCAGGACCCAAAGAAGCAGAUCCAGUGUCAGUGAAUCGAGUGACAGGGAAAGGCACUCAGGACUCCCACAGACACACACAGGGUCCCCUCAUGGCCAGGCUGGAUCUCAACAUGGAGAGUCGGGAUCCACCCGGGAAGGAAGACAGGGAACUACUCACAGACAGGCAGGAGACACCACUAGACAUACCCAGUCCACUCAUGGACAAGCCACCAGGUCAGAAUCUAGUAGGACUGGGAGAAGAGAAUCCAGUGUCAGUGAGUCCAGUGACACUGAAAGGCACUCAGGAGUCCCACAGUCACAGGCAGGGUCCCCUCAUGGCCAGGCUGGAUCUCAACAUGGAGAGUCGGGAUCCACCUGGGAAGGAAGACAGGGAACUACUCACAGACAGGCAAGAGACACAACUACACAUACCCAGUCCACUCAUGGACAAGCCACCAGGUCAGAAUCCAGUAGGACUGGGAGAAGACAAUCCAGUGUCAGUGAGUCCAGUGACACUGAAAGGCACUCAGGAGUCCCACAGACACAGGCAGGGUCCCCUCAUGGCCAUCCUGGAUUCCAACAGGGAGAGUCAGGAUCCACCCAUGAAGGAAGAUGGGAAACUACUCACAUACAGCAAGGAGAUACCACUAGCCAACCUCAAUCUGGUCAUGGACAGGCCACCAGGACAGAAGCUAGCAGGACCCAAAGAAGCAGAUCCAGUGUCCGUGAAUCAAGUGACAGGGAAAGGCACUCAGGACUCCCACAGACACACACCGAGUCCCCUCAUGGCCAGGCUGGAUCUCAGCAUGAAGAGUCAGGAUCCACCCGGGAAGGAAGACAGGGUACUACUCAAAGACAGCAAAGAGAUACCACUAGACAUGCACUGUCUGGUCAUGGACAGGCCACCAGGUCAGAAUCCAGUAGAACAGGAAGAACAGGAUCUAGGAGCAGUGAGUCCAAUGACAAGGGAAGGCCUUCAGGAGUCCCACAGACACAGGCAGGGUCCCCUCAUGGCCAUGGUGGAUCUCAACAUGCAGAGUCGGGAUCCACCCAGGAAGCAAGACCAGAAACUACUCACAGACAGCAAGGAGACACCACUAGACAAGCUCAUUCUGGUCUUGGACAGGCCACCAGGACAGAAUCUAGCAGGACCCAAAGAAGCAGAUCCAGUGCCAGUGAAUCGAGUGACAGGGAAAGGCACUCAGGACUCCCACAGACACACACAGGGUCCCCUCAUGGCCAGGCUGGAUCUCAACAUGGAGAGUUGGGAUCCACCCGGGAAGGAAGACAGGGAACUACUCACAGACAGGCAGGAGACACCACUAGACAUACCCAGUCCACUCAUGGACAAGCCACCAGGUCAGAAUCUAGUAGGACUGGGAGAAGAGAAUCCAGUGUCAGUGAGUCCAGUGACAGUGAAAGGCACUCAGGAGUCCCACAGACACAGGCAGGGUCCCCUCAUGGCCAUGCUGGAUCUCAACAUGGAGAGUCAGGAUCCACCCAGGAAGGAAGACAGAGAACUAUGCACAGACAGGCAAGAGACACCACUAGACACACCCAGUCUGGGCAUGGACAAGCCACCAGGUCAGAAUCCAGUAGGACUGGGAGAAGAGAAUCCAGUGUCAGUGAGGACAGGGGAAGGCCUUCAGGAGUCUCACAGACACACGCAGCGUCCCCUCAUGGCCAUGCUGGAUCUCAACUUAGUGAGUCAACAUCUACCCAUGAAGGUAGACUGGGAACUACUCACCCACAGACAGGAGACACCACUGGACCUGCUCAGUCUGGUCAUGGACAAGCCACCAGCGCAGAAUCCAGGUGGACUGGAAGAAAGGGAUCUAGUGUGAGUGAGUCCAGCGACACUGAAAGGCACUCAGGUGUGUCACAAGGACACUCAGUUUCUAGUCAUAGGCAUUUUGGUUCUAUCCCCCAAAACACAGUUAGUAAUACAACCAGAAGACAUGGUUCUAGUACUGAAGAGUCAGGAGAUAGUUCUAAACGUUCCAUAAUUGAAGACGGGAAGACUUCAAUUCAUAAGCAACCUAGUUCCAGAAGAUCAG